AUGUGCCAUCGAAGGCCAGACGGUGGCAGCGCACCAUGUCCUGCGUAUGUCCUGGCGACCCGUCUUCUCCAAGACAAAAGCUACAUACCUUAUGGCUCUUUUCAGAGGCACAAUGAUGCAGAGGGUGACCGUUUCGGCUACUUCGGAGGCACACUAGCUACGGCCAAAACAAUUCCAACCCGCCUCAUCCUCCGACGUCGAACCCUGCAACUGCCACUAGCAACCAGCCCACGGUGGCCCGAUUCAAAGACAGAGCCAUCCUUAGCGCAACUAUCCGGUCUCCUUGCCGAUAUCAUUGUAAUUUUGGAGUUAAGCAGUCCUGGGGUGUCAGGCCACCCUUCGACAGCGCACGGUGGAGUCCUGGCGAGCUGCUUCGACGAGACAAUGCACAAGGCUGUCAUGGCACACUUGUUAGAGACCCGACAAGUAGGGAAGCCUUAUACGGCGCAGCUUGAUAUUCGGUAUCACCGACCUGUGCGAGUUCCGGGUUUGCUCAUUAUUCGCGCAAAGGUGGUAGCGAGGACAGGGAGGAAAUUCUGGGUGCGUGCGGUUGCCUCCCAGCAGCUGGAUCAUGGAGAGGAAACUCUCACAACUGAUGCGGUUGCAUUGUUUCUGCAGCUGGGCGAUUCGACGACAUGUCGCCUAUGA
Molecule: messenger RNA, 648 nt
Organism: Aspergillus lentulus
Lineage: Eukaryota; Fungi; Ascomycota; Eurotiomycetes; Eurotiales; Aspergillaceae
Product: PaaI family thioesterase
Source: RefSeq, a predicted model, not a curated record